Molecule: messenger RNA, 1659 nt
Organism: Linnemannia hyalina
Lineage: Eukaryota; Fungi; Mortierellomycota; Mortierellomycetes; Mortierellales; Mortierellaceae
Source: the annotation of a GenBank genome assembly
AUGAAGACAGAGGUCGACGCCAUCCACCAACAUACCCCACAGCAACCACAAAAGCAAGAAGUUGACGAAGAGCGGAUACAAGUUGACGAGAAGCAGCAGACGAAGCUAUCGGCUUUUCAGGAAAAGAUGGCCCCUUUGAUGUUGUUUGUUGUCUCCAUGGCCCAAUUCAUCGACAUCAUGAACGGAUCGUCGAUGACGGUGGCGCUGGUCGACAUCUCCAAGGCCCUCGGGUUCGACAGCUACUCAACUCAAUGGAUCAUCUCUGCCUACGUCGUCACCUUCGGAGGAUUCCUGCUGCUGUCAGGUCGCAUUGGAGACGUGUACGGCCACCGCCGCGUCUUCCUCGCCGGUCAGAUCUGGUUCGGUGUCUGGUCCCUAGUCAUCUCCUUCUCGACCUCCCCCGCAAUGUUCUGUAUCACCCGUGCUCUCCAGGGCAUCGGCGCCGCCAUGUCUGUUCCCACCGCCCUCGGCCUCAUCACUACCACAUUCCCUGCCGGUCCUAAACGAACCCGCGCGCUUUCGGUGUUUGGAGGCUUUGGUGCUGCGGGAGCGGUUGUGGGUUUGUUGUUGGCGGGUGCGUUUAUUUCGUCCGUGGGAUGGGAGUGGAUCUUUCGGUUCUCGAGUAUAUUCUCCUUCCUUUUGUUCGUAGUUGGGUACCUGGCCAUCCCUGUGGCGCCCCCCAAGGUGGUGACGGCCAAGAUUGAUGUCGCCGGUGCCAUGACAGCAACGUCGAGUAUGAUCUGCAUCAUCUAUUAUAUCUCAACAGGCUCUGCAACCGGCUGGGCAUCUGUCCAAACCCUCCCCGUCCUCAUCGCCGGUCUCGUCCUCCUCGUAGCCUUCUUCUGGAUCGAACUCCGUCUCGUCAAGAACCCCAUCAUGCCCUUCCGAAUCUGGCGUCUCCAAAACUUUUCUUCUGCAUUCGUUGCGAUCUUGUUCCUCCAGGGACAGUUCCAGGGCUUUACGUACUUUUCUACGUUGAUUUUCCAGAAUGUGAUGGGGUAUACAUCUAUGCAGACGGCGUUGGCGUUCUUGGCGCAUAGUUUGUUUGCGGUGGUGGCGUUUACGGUGUUGGGGAAGGUGCUGCCAAAGUAUAGGUUGAAGCCGUUUAUCCUGACCGGAUUCGCGUUUCGGUGUGUGGCCGCGCUGAUGUUUGCGUUCGUGAAGAGCACAACCUCGUACUGGACGCUUCCCUUCCUAGGCCUACUGGUCCACGUCAUCGGCCUCGGCACCUCCGUUCUCCCUGCACAGAUCACAGCACUCAAGGACGCCCAGAACGAAGACCAAGGCGUCGUUGGAGCCCUGUACUCAACCGGUAUGCAACUGGGUGCCCCUCUUGGACUCGUCAUCGUCACCUUGAUCUCCGAGAACUCUGUGGCUGUGACGGUGGGGACGCCGGUGGAGGAGGUGAUGAAGAGUUAUCGGAAUGGGUUGUUCGGUGUUGUUGCACUUGGUGUUCUGGGCGCUGUGGUCACUGCGUUCAUGAUGCCCAACACUGCUCCAGCUCCACCUGCCACCCCUGCUGCUCCUAUUGCUCCUGCGGGUGAUUCGGCGGAUGCCGCUGUCGUGACGGGUGCUGCAGUUGGUGCAGGUGCCACGGUGGUUGAUUUGGACCUUGAUGAGGCUUUGGCUGAAGCUGCCGAGAAGAUGGAGAUGGUGUAA